Aspergillus wentii DTO 134E9 is the source of this 1799-nucleotide messenger RNA. RefSeq lists its product as uncharacterized. The transcript is spliced from 10 exons. The record is from RefSeq and is a predicted model, not a curated record. Gene Ontology annotation, molecular function: basic amino acid transmembrane transporter activity. Lineage: Eukaryota; Fungi; Ascomycota; Eurotiomycetes; Eurotiales; Aspergillaceae. Gene Ontology annotation, biological process: basic amino acid transport; transmembrane transport. Bases 160 to 1770 code for a protein of 536 amino acids. Gene Ontology annotation, cellular component: fungal-type vacuole membrane.
CUCGUAUGGAUAAACCACGUCAUAUAACAUAGUAUCAUUCCAAGUAGUAUACAGCAUGACCUGUGAAACAUUCAAGGGAUGACAGACGUCAAGCCAUAUAUCUUCAACAUGAACCAUCAAUAAAUUUGCAAUCAUCAAGAUCCGGCAUCAACCAAGAAUAUGACACAAACUGAAGAGAACGAACCCUUUCUUCCAUCCCCAGCGAUAGAAGAAGAAAGAAGAUCCUCUACUCCUCACAAUGAAUUCGAAAUUGAAGAUGAAGAAUUACAACAACAACAAAAGCCCAACUUGGUGAUUAUUUAUGCCACAUUUCUGGGCGUCUUUCUCUCUGCUGCAGAUGAAACCCUCGUCACAGCCACAUAUGGGACCAUCUCAUCACAAUUCCACAGUCUCGCGCUGGGAUCGUUGUUGUUGACUGGGUAUGAUUUUGGAUAUUGUGUUGGAUUGCCUGUUUAUGGAAUGUUGAGUGAUAUUUAUGGCUGCAAAGCCCCUCUGAUAUGGGCGUAUGGUCUUUUUGGCAUUGGAUCCGUGAUAUGUGGCGUCAGUACUUCUCUCUCGCAACUCAUCGUGGGAAGAGUCGUUGCGGGACUGGGCGGUGCGGGCACAAGUUCUCUUGUCUCUGUUAUCAUCGCUGAUAUCAUGCCGCCGUCUGAAGUCGCUGUUAUGCGGGCGUGGAUGAUGAAUAUCAGCAUUGCUGCCCGAAGCUUUGGAGCGCCGAUUGGAAGUUUUCUCACUGAGACUGUGGGAUGGAGAUGGUCGUUUAUAGGUCAACUACCUCUGCUGGGUUUCUGUAUUCUGGUCGCUGCGUUUGGAUUGCCGUCAUCUCUGAACGAGAGAAAAGCAGACGAGAAAGAAGAUGAAUCUAUCCUAUCCAAGAUCGAUAUUGCCGGCAUCAUCACCUUUGCAGCGACUGUGAUGAGCUUUCUCGCUCUAGUCUAUCAAACCGGCACAGACACCAACCAAGGACUAUUCAUACUCUCCAUCGGAGCCUUCAUCAUCUCCCUGAUCGCAUUCCUCCUGGUCGAAUUUUUCUGGGCCAAGAAGCCCUUGAUUCCAUUGAAUUUGAUCAAAGGCGAGUUUGGGGGUUUCUGUCUCGUGCAGGUUCUGCUUUAUUCGGGUCGAUUUGCGCUAAUUCCUCAACUCGUUCCGUAUUUCGUGCGAGUUGAAAACAUGAGCGAUGUCCUGGCUUCGUCUUUUCUCGUCGCUUCGUCGGUGGGCAUCGCAGCUGGCGCCAUGAUGGCUGGUUAUAUCAUCAGACGAACAAAAAACUACAAAAAAUUGGUUAUCAUCGGCCUCCUAGGCAGUAUAGCCUCCUACCUCCUCAUCUUCCUCCGCUGGCGUCACGGAUCCAACAUUCUCGAAGGUCUCUACGCCUUCCCCACCGGCCUCACAAAGGGUAUGAUAUUCUCAGCCCAAUUCAUCUGCAUGUCAGCCAGUGUCUCCAAGCCUCGUCUCGCGACGUGCGUCACGGUGUAUUAUCUGAGUAGUCAGCUCGGGACGGUAAUUGGGACGGCGUCGGGGUCGGCGAUGAUGCAGGGAUUGUUUCGGGGGGAGUUGAGACGGAGAUUGGGUGGUUUUCCCGAUAGCUUGAAGAUGGUUCAUGAUGUGCUGAAUGAAGCCCGAUAUGCGAUGAGUCUUCCAGGGGGGAUUCAGCAGAUUGUUCGGGCUUGCUAUUUAUACAGUUUUCAGUUUAUUCCUUUAUAUAGUCUGCUUUGUACGAGUAUUGCUCUGCCGUUGAUUAUAUUUCCCAAGGAGAGGAGGAUUGAUUAAUAUGGUAGAGAAUGAGGUGAGGGUGCAAG